AUGUCGCUCCAACUGUUUGAUGUGCCCGAUGUGGAUUAUCGGUACGAAGCCUCUCGGGAGGUGGAGUUUCAACCCGCCUUGACGGGCAUCCAACCCAUCACGUUCUCGAUUCCAGGCUCCGACGAUUAUUACGAUCCCAAUUCCCUCCGAUUCAAAGUCAAAGUGCGCCUGACGGAUCCAGUGGCUAAUUAUGCAGGAUUGAAAGCCAAUUUGGCCAACUCCGAUGGCACCAAUACCAGAAACACCUACUGCGUCAACAAUUUCGGUCACACCAUCUUUCGAGAUAUCACCCUGAGCAUGAAUGGGGUCCUCAUGACUGAACAGAGCAACACCUACCAUUACAGAGCCUACCUAGAAACCCUCCUGAAUUACAGCCGAGACGAAGGAGCCACCAAGUUAGCCCCGCAAGGAUGGGUCAAUCAGCUCAAUGUGAUUGCAGAAAUGGGAGCCACAGGAGCCAAUUCUGAUAUCCCCACUGGCGCCAAUUGGAGUGGGAAUACAGAAUUGUGAGCCUUGACCAGCCGGUUGCUGGACAAGAAUUGGCACACCUUCAUCAUUCUCCCCCAUUUGCCACCCCUCAAGACAGGCAAAUUGUUGGUCCCCAAUGUCCAGAUGGACUUUGAACUCUUCCUCAACCCCAACUCUGUCUACUUGAUGGCCACCCCUAACAAAGGAACCUUGACUGACAAGAAAUUUCCAUCCAUCCACAGUGAAGACAUCAAAGUCACCUUGCUGAUGAGAAAAGUGACCUUGAAUGCCAGCGUCUAUGUCAGACUGCAGAAAGAAAGACAGCCGGGCAAACAGAUUGUUCGCUACCCUGUCGUGCGGAGCGAAAUUCGCACGUUUUCCUUCGAUGGACGAACCACCCAGUGGGAACAAGACAAUGUGUUUGUGGGUCGAUUUCCUGACAGAGUGAUUGUCGGGUUAUUGCAUUCCAAUGCCUUCAAUGGAGACCUACAAAGAUACCCCUUUGCCUUUCAAAAGUUUGGCGUCACCCAAAUACGACAGACCUUGAAUGGAGAAGAAUACCCUUACAGAACCCUGAAACUGACUGGAGGAGAAGCCUAUGAAGAUCUCUUGGGGUACGAUCGCUUUCUACAAGCCAUGGGUGCCUAUGAUGAACACAAGAUUCCUAUGCUGCUGCCUGGUGAUUGGGGACAAGACAAGAACUGCACGUUGUUCAUGUUCAACAAUGUGCCCAGUGGGAAAGCAGAUGACCCCCAGUAUCGCAACCCCCUUCAAUCGGGCAAUGUGCGACUGAUCAUUGAUUUUGCUGCCGCGGUCAAUCACAACAUCACCGUGUUGGUAUGGAGCGAGUAUGAAAACAUGUAUGAGAUCAAUCAUCUGGGAGGUAUAAAGUACAACAUCAACGGCUGAUGUAGCAUCAGAAGUCAGAAGACACCGGUCAUGGAGUUUGUGGCGCUCAGUGAUACCGUGUUGCGGACCCUGGCCCUGGAGGACCCCGAAUUACGACGCGUGUUUCACGGGGUGUACCCUGCUGACCAGCUACCCCGAUCACCCCCCAUGAGUGUCCGUCAAGCGUACAUUGUCAACACCGAUCCUGCUGGAGAACCGGGACAGCAUUGGUUGGGCUUGUGGACGGAACAGAACAAGUGCGAGUUCUUUGACAGUUAUGGUAUACCCCUGCACGUGUACACCAACCCGGAGCUGCACCAGUGGUGGGGUCAAUGGAAGUACCUGACUCGCAGUGACAUGACCCUGCAAGCCAUGGAUAGUCAGACCUGUGGCCAUUAUGCUUUAUUUUUCUUGAAAGCCCGAGCGCAAGGACGGUCGUAUCAAGAAUUUUUGUGUCAACGGAGUUGCGACAAUUUAGUGUUGAAUGAUCAUAAAGUGGCCGACCAGUUGAAACGGGUGAUUAAACAGGAAUUACAAGAUGAAGUCGAUGCCCGACCCAACGGGCAAAAGAAUGUGAGCCGCCAGGCCUUUAUGCUUUGUAAUCAGUGUGAUCAUUAGGUCCAAUAAAAACCAUAAAACGACACGUUUUUGUGAAUGAGAGGUCAUUUUUGUCAUCAUGAUUACUCGAGGCGAUGUGCAGCGCGUAGUGGAUGCGUUCCUCUUAGAAGAAACCUUGUAUUGGUGGACACACCCGAUCGAGCGGGUCAACACGGUCCAAGGCAUCGAUGCGUGGGAUGGGUAUCAUUGGUUAGUGGCCCGACAAUUGGCGCAAGACCAAGACUGGGUCUCCCUCAAACACUACAUGGACACCCUGGGUGAAACGCAUUUAAGAGAGACCAUGGAAGGUCUGAUUCAGUUUGAGUCGCCACGAUUGUACCGCGAGUAUUGGACGGCAUGCCCAGUCGCAGACGACAACAACGACGACGCGCCUUUUCCCGACGACCCCGUUUUCGCCAAAACGGGCGGGGCAUCAUGAGCGUGUUGACCAAAGCGUAUAAAAUUGCCAAUCAAUUGGGACGCAGCAAACGGUAUAAACGCAUGGGCGCCAAAGGGGCCACGGGUCAUUAUCGACGUCACCCUCGACCGCGGGAAUCAUGAUCCGACAACACAGCAGCGUGAUCAUCGCUGGCCCGUCGGGCAGCGGUAAGAGCGAGUUGGUGGAACAAUCGUUACGGUACCUCAACGUCUUUCAAGUCAAACCCAACAAGAUCGUCUAUGCCUAUGAUCGCUGGCAACCCCGGUUCGAUCGUAUGCAAAAAAAGGAUGGGAUUCAGUUUCAUCGCGGGUUACCGGACCCCCGUCAUUUGACCCAAUGGUUUGGUCGGACACGCGGAGGGGUGCUGGUCUUGGACGAUCUGAUGGAAGAAGGGGGACAAGACAAACGCGUGUUGGAUUUGUUCACCAAAGAUUCUCAUCAUUGCAACAUCACUGUGCUGUAUUUGACGCAAGAUUUAUUCCCGCCUGGCAAAUUUUCCAAGACCAUCAAUCGCAACGCGCAUUACAUCGUGGCGUUCAAAAACCCCCGGGAUCAAACAGGUAUACGGACCAUUUUACUGCAAGCCUUUCCUGACCGGUGGCGUCAAGUCGUGCGCCUAUUUAAACGCAUCACCUCCCGCCCCUUUGGCUAUUUGAUGUUGGAUGUGCAUCCUGCGUCGGAUGAUCGCUACCGCUUGUGGAGUCAUUUAACGCCCCGAGAAGGCAAGGCGCAAGUCCACACCCUGCCCGUGGAUGUCCCUGCCGUUCGACAACGAACUGCAACGAGAACUCGCCAGGGUCCGCCGGCAAAGAGAAGGCGGACAACAUACUGACUUAGCGGCCCGCAUGGACACGCCGACCCUCUCGCCCGCCGGCGUGGGCUCCCCCACGGCGCCCCCUCCCCUCCAAGAUCUCAGCAGCAUGACGGACAUGGUGACCGAAUUGACCCGCCCGGUGGAUCGUGCCCAAUUGGAUCAAGAGAUUGAGACUUUUAAUUUGACCUACCCGGUCAAUGUGGACGAUGCCUUGAAUGCGUUUACGUUACCACCUGUGGCAGGCACAGGCACCGCCCCCGCCACCACCACCACCAGCACCACCACGGCAACGCCACCGCCCACGCCCCGUCACCACCGCCACGACCACCACCGCUCCCCCGCGCCCCUCCACCGCCCGCCGCAGCGCCGGGGCAGGGACCAGGACCACCACCUCGACGGUGACGACCCCCACUGGACGCCCCACCAUCGCCGCCAAACAACCCCGACGACGUCCCCGCGUGCCCUCCCCUCCGUCCCCCGAUUCGUCCCCUCCCCCGUCGGAGGACGAUGACGACGAUGAUGAUGACGACGAUCGACGGCGGGGAUUAAGGCGACGGUUGGAUUUGUUGAAUGAAGAUGCUCAACAACGUGCUCGGGGCAGACGUAUUCGCAACAUCACGCACACCAAUACAGUCACCACCGUGUACGAAGAUGGGGGAGGGCGACCUAGCUUCUGUGCGCCGCACGUCCACCCGAACGUCCAGCCCAAGUCCACCAAGACCACAACGCCGAGGUCGGGGCCGUGGCCGUGGCCGAGCACGCGGACGGGGUCGACGCCCGUAAAAAGGAUAUAAAAACAGCAUCCUUCCUUCCACCGUCCUAGUACCCAUGUGUGGCCGAUGUCAAAACGAGAUGGCUUCUAGGCGCAAACGCAAACGCACGACGACUCGACGUCGACCACCCACCAAACGACCACGGCGUCAUGGUCAAGUGGGGGGUGUCGGAGUCGGUCUGCCCAUAAGAAUUCUCAAAGCUGGUUAUGGGAUCACCAAAGCCAUAGGAGAUCAUCAAACCAAGCGUGCCACCAAAAUUGCCGAAAAACGCCGACGAGAAGUGGCCUCAGGCAAACGAAAACGCUAUGCGAGGGAAUCGUUUAAUUGUUCGAUCAUGUGAAAAAACGUAUAAAAAGACCUGGGUGGACUUGGACAAGAGUUAGUUGGAAGAUGGUCCGUGGACCCAACGGUCGCCGACAUCGUUAUGUCCCUUGAAUACGACGCCGACGACGUGGAUUACAACGCGGCGCUAGGCUACCGCUUUUGGCAAUGGCUCUCUCGCCUUUGUGGCUCAGGAAAUACAAACCAAGAGUCCGUAUUCGACGACCGGACUAACCGACGACCCAAACGAAAAGCCGUCACGUUUGCUUUGGACUGGGACGAACAGUAUGAAGCGGCCUUGUGUUCACGGUGUCGAGAUCACAUGCAAACGCAUUAUCAUGGCGAAUUGUGUGGCAGGUGUGGAGCCAUUUUUACCAUAAAUAGACCUUGGUCGUUGCCUGAACUCAAGAUUCAUCAUGAAGUGGCGCAUGGAACGUCAAGCCCCGUUCUUGAAAAGCGUCUUACAAGAAGCCAAUCAACACAAACGACAAGAAUUGUUGCGGAUGGCAAAUGCGGAUCAGAUCAAUGCUAUCAGUGAAUUGGUGAUGAACACCCUCCGUGGCACAGUGCCCCGUUCCCGACACACCAUUACGUUGCUCAAACGCCACCCCCAGAGUUUACGCGCCAUGGCCAAACCCGCCCAUUCCGUCAAACGACGACGCGCCAUCAUGAUGGCUCAAAAAGGGGGCGCCCUCUGGCCUGAACUCUACCGAUGUUAUAAACGUUGCAUGCGCUACACAAGACACCUCAGUUGCACCAUGGAACCCGAGAUGGUGAGCACCACGGUGGACAACGCCCCUGCUUUUUUACAAUUGCGAGACAAGUACAAACAAGAAUUGGUGGAAGAUACCCACUUGACCAAAGCCGCCGAUUUGGCCGACAAACAACAUGUGCUCCUGACCAGCGAUGCCCCCGAUGCCUGGAAACGGCCUCAACUCAAAGCCGUGAGCCGUCAAUUGCGCCAUUGGACCAAAAAAGUGCGCCAACCAUUUGGGGCCCUGGCCGGUGGUGUGAGCGCAGCAGGGGCCACGACCCCUGGCGACGACGAUUUUGAGGCGGGCCCCAUGCAAACGUGGUUCACGCAAUUGGUCAAGGCGACCCAGGGUAUAAAACAAGGGUCGACACCUGUAGGGCCCAGAAAACCACCUGUCCCGCCCAAACCCAACAUCACUCCCGGUGCCAAAAAGAAACUCAAGUUUACGCCCCACGUGAGUAGUGCCGAGUUGGCGCACGAGUUGCCUUUUUCAGACACGUACGGUGUAGAACCGUGGGAUACCCCCAAAGAACGUGUGGAAUCGAUCAAGAAAGCGGUCAAGCGCGGGAUUCGCAAAAGAGCGACGGACGCCGCAUAA
Molecule: messenger RNA, 5652 nt
Organism: Porites lobata
Lineage: Eukaryota; Metazoa; Cnidaria; Anthozoa; Scleractinia; Poritidae
Source: the annotation of a GenBank genome assembly